Messenger RNA from Musca vetustissima, 1026 nucleotides. Its product is annotated as PDZ domain-containing protein GIPC3-like. The transcript has a single exon. Lineage: Eukaryota; Metazoa; Arthropoda; Insecta; Diptera; Muscidae. The record is from RefSeq and is a predicted model, not a curated record. Bases 1 to 1026 code for a protein of 341 amino acids. Gene Ontology annotation, molecular function: protein binding.
AUGCCACUAUUUGCCAAGAAAGUUCCCAAGCCCACAAUACCAGCCGAUUCGGUAUUUCACGACAACAACAAUGGUCUAAUGUCAAAUGGUAAAGUACCCCCCAGCCAGCAGCAACAACAACAGAAUGGCAACUACACUCAAAGGACACCAUCGAUAAGUGAAUCAAAUGUUCAAAAACCCCAAUUAGUAUUCCAUUGCCAACUGGCCCACGGCAGCCCUACCGGGUUAAUUACCGGAUUUGCCAGUGUACGAGAAUUGUAUAAGAAAAUUGCCGAAUGUUAUGAUAUACCAGCUGAGGAGAUCUUGUUCUGCACCCUCAACUCCCACAAGGUGGAUAUGACCAAACUGCUGGGUGGUCAAAUUGGUUUGGAUGAUUUCAUUUUUGCCCAUCGAAAGGGUCAACCGAAAGAAAUUGAAAUUGUCAAAUCGGAAGAUGCCUUGGGCCUGACCAUUACCGAUAAUGGUGCCGGUUUUGCAUUUAUCAAACGGAUCAAAGAGGGAUCCAUUAUUGAUCGCAUCGAACACAUUUUAGUGGGAGAUCACAUCGAGAAAUUGAACGGGGAGAGUAUGGUGGGCAAGAGACAUUACGAAGUGGCCCGUCUGCUGAAAGAAAUCCCUACCGGCUCCUCGUUCACCUUGCGUUUGGUCGAACCAAUGCGUAGUGGUUUCCAAGGUAUUGGCCCUCGAUCACAAUCCCGCAUGCCUUCCGGUCGUGGUGGCUAUGGCAGCGGUAAGGAAACGUUACGUUUCAAGGCCAACGGCAAUGUGGAGAUUGAAGAGAAAUUCGAUGAUUCAACCCAAGCGGGUAUUGAGGCCAUAAAUAAUCUGCUCGAAUCCUUUAUGGGUAUUAAUGAUGCGGAGUUGGCAACGCAGAUUUGGGAUUUGGGUGCCGACAAAACUAAUUCUAUGGAUUUUGCUGAGGCCAUUGAUAAUUCCGAUUUGGAAUCAUUCGGAUUUACCGAUGAUUUCAUCAUUGAACUGUGGGGUGCUAUAACGGAUGCCAGACGCAAGAAAAGUAAUAAAUAG